AUCGGUCAUCAGUGUCAUGCGGCGUGAGAAGGUUCUUGUAACCAGAGAAAGAAUACAUUUUCGAUGUGUUGUUGGUAUCGAAUCCAAUCGGCUUGUUGCUUUUAACGCAACACAACACCUAUAGCUUUUGUACACAUGCAAAUGUCUAUUUGCGUUUGAGCGCCGAAGCUUCAUCAAACAGAUCCUUUCCGAGAUUGUCAUUGUUUUGUUUUUGUGUCCUAUGUAGCCUUAGAACCUUAGAAUUUCCCUGUAUCCUUGGAUGUUGCAUUCCCUUGCACAGGUCUGAGCAUCUGUCAUUGGUCAGUGAAAAAUCUCAAUGGAGGUUUGGGUUCGCAGCUGCUUUUAAAAGUAGGUUGCAACUCAAUGUUUCACCCGCUGCUUAACUUGUAGAGGCGAUACCAUUGACCAUGUCAGAGGUAGAUGUGCGAGCAAUGCACUGGUACUCGCACUACCGGCACUCUGUAUUCACAAUGAUACAGAGUUGCUUUGAAGACGAUGGCGCUUCAGGAGUUGUGAUGAUAGGGAUCCAGCCUGGCUUGGAGCGGGUUAUGACCUGCUUGGAGUGGCCCUGUAUCCAACAGGAUUUGAAGUCGGCGUUUGAUGAGAAGAAGGCGCCCUUCUACGACAAGGGCAAACAACUCCUGGAUUUUCGGAAGAUCAACUUCAAACGAAUUUGCCUCGAAGACCUGAGCGACGAACUGGACGUGAGCACGAAGAAGAACAAGUUUGCCAUCAUCGCUUCCUGCUCGGACGAUAACUUUGAAGCCGUCAAGGAGCUCAUGCAAGCGCACAACAGGUCCACACCAGAGGGACAUGGGAAGGUGCGCAAGGCAUGGGCCACGGCCGAAGAUGUUUACGGCGGCCGAAGCCAUCCGCCGAAGGCGGGUGGAUACGCAGCCCAGGCUCCGCCGACCACGCAGGCGCCGCCGCGCGCCACCGUGGAGCCGGCGGAGCCGGCGGAACGAGCAGCUGGAGCCGAUGAGCAGGCGGACAAAGCUGAAGCCGCUAAAUGCAGCGACAUCUUCGAGGCUGUUAGGGGGAGCAAGUUGGGCGCCCUUCGUCAUUUGGUGCGAGAAGACCCGGCCGCGCUGCAGAAGACAGACAGCACAGGUGAUGCGCCGGCCAAGGCAGCGACUUAUGGCCAGUUUUUACUGAAGGGGCCUCGGAGGUUUUCGAUGGUGGAGGAGGGCGGGCGCCGCACGGGUGGAGAUGCAGAAGUGGAGCCUAGACGUCGCUAGGAGUCUCGAUCUUCGGUGGUCAGGAAAGAGACCGUUGGACUAUGCGAGGCGAGACAAGAGCAUGUGCACUUUCUGUGUGUUUCGGUGAGUUCUUCGGCGGUUUUUUGUCAAUACUUUUGGUUUGUUUCGUCAUACUUCACCCAGUUCAGCGUCACCAUGCAGCAAGUCAGUAAGUAGGAACUCGAUGUGGGGCAGCUCAAAAAUUUAUUCCAUGGGUAUAUAGUCUCACCGGUUGGAAUACUGUAUAUUUUUUGGGAGUGAUGUUGGUGGAACUAUAUUUGAGCUUUGAGCGUAGUGGGUUCCAUUGCGCUGUUUCCAGAACUGAUGAAGCAAAGCUUCAGCUCACGCUGCCUUUUCUGCCAGUCUAGGACUUGACUCUUCCAAUGUGACAUAACUGACAUAACUGACAUGGUGGCGAUACUCUGCAAGAGAGGGCUUCUUGGGCAAGUCAUCAAAUUGCAAAAGUGAAUCUUGAGCGGAUCCUUAUUUUUUUUUUACCAUAGAUUCUUCAUGUUUCUUCCCUUCCUUCCUGUGGAAGCUUGCGGAUUGAAUCAUUGAACAUCUUUAGCAAGCACAUGAAACAGUUUUCUGGCAACCCUCAGAGUCCACCGAACUUCACACUGUGGGCACAAUUUUUUUGGCAUUUUUCCCGCCUUGAGCCGCUCCUUCGGCCUCGAAUCGGCUCCGACUCCGCGGCUGGGGCACAGCCGCUGGGGCGCCGCCGCCCGCCACUGUCGAAUCCGAGGCUGGACAGGGCUGCACAAAGCUACCGUGGAGGGCCACGCGAGCUGCGUUGAGGUGUUGAUUGCCCGCGGCGCAUCAGUUGAGGCGAAAACCGACGAUGGCGAGACACCGUUGGUUGUUGCAAAAUUCUGGAGCAAGCAGGAAGUGGUGGAGUUGCUCGAAAGUGCCGGAGCUCAGCGGUGAGAAUGCCGUUGGCAUGUCAGAAUGAGAGCUCGGCCAAGCAUUGUUCCGGGUGUGGAGCGCAAAAGAUUGUUC
Messenger RNA from Durusdinium trenchii, 2237 nucleotides. NCBI's taxonomy places the organism in Eukaryota, Dinophyceae, Suessiales, Symbiodiniaceae. The record is from the annotation of a GenBank genome assembly.